Messenger RNA from Styela clava, 2242 nucleotides. The record is from RefSeq and is a predicted model, not a curated record. NCBI's taxonomy places the organism in Eukaryota, Metazoa, Chordata, Ascidiacea, Stolidobranchia, Styelidae.
AUAAUAAACUACAAUUUGAUGCGUUUAAGUUAAGUACUAGACUGACAUAAUCUUAUAUAAACCAGCAAACGAAUUACGUUCAUGACAAGAUAUACCAAAUUUUUUUUUGAUAUUUUUGCAAAGUGUUUAAUUCUGCGGUUAUAUAAAACCAGAUCUAAUCAGACGAUUUCGCCAUACCAGCAUCGUCAGUUUCCAGUUACAGUAGUUGAAAGAACUAAUAGCUUAGUACGAUACGUAUUGACUAUACCGAAAGGAAAAAUGGAUAAACUUUUUGCAUUUUGCGUUUUGUUGAUUGGAUUUAACAUAGAAGAUACCACGGGAGCAUCAAUUUCGAUUCCAUGUGAGCCGCCAAUCAUCGAAAACGGCAUUGUGAAGACCGCAGUACCAGAGUCCGGAGUUUAUAAUGUUGGUAAAAGAAUACGUAUUAGAUGUGACAGUGGAUUUGAUAUGCAUGGUAGCAUUCCAACAUGCCAAGCUGAUGGUACAUGGAAGAUACUUCCAACCUGUGUUGAACGGGGUUCCACUAAAAUAGUUGAGAGAAGUAAUUCAAAGACGUGUCAGAAUCCAUUUGACUCCAAGAAUGGGGCUUCUCCUUCGCCGAAAAAGGAUUAUUACAAUCCCGGCGACGUUGUUACUCUGACAUGUGACGAUGGAUUCGUACCAUCAAUAAACAACUUCACAUACACGUGUGAUAAACAUGGACAAUUUCCCGGAGAUAUUGCAACAUGUAUUCCGCUAUCGUGUGGUCUCGCAAGCCUACCAGAUCAUUUGGUUAUUGAGAAUUACAAGCCAAAGUAUAUGUAUAAAGAGGUAGUAAAAUAUUCAUGCGAGUGGGGAUACAAACUCCAAUCUUCGUCAACUUCAUCGAGAUGCGAAAAAAAUGGACGGAUUUCUCCCAAACUUCCAAAAUGUAACAAAAUAUACUGUAAGAAGCCAAAAGUAGGCGAAAGAUUAAAGUUCUACCCUGUGGCUGAUGUAUACGAGCUUGCUGAGUUUGUUGCUUUUAAAUGCGGGAUUGGAUAUUUUAUGAAAGAUGAUGUCGUUGUACUGAAAUGCACCGAAUCGGGAAAAUUUUCUGGGCCAUUUCCAACCUGUUCAGGAUCAGGAACACUACCAGGCGGAGUAACGUGCGACUUUCCGAAAGCUCCGAAAAAUGGAAGAAUAGUAGAAAAUGCCGGUAUAUAUCACGAGGGGCAAACUAUACAUUAUGAAUGUAAGGAUGGAUUUGAGAUUGAAGGAGCAAAGGGCUCUAAGUGUCAACCGGAUGGGACGUUUUUGCCGAAAGUACCUGAAUGUAAAGGUAUCAAAUGCUCUCCGCCUCCAGAUGUUAUGAAUGGCUAUUACAAAAUGGAAGAUUCUGAACAUAAAUAUCAAUCUGAAGUUGAAUAUUUGUGUAAUGACGGAUAUCAGGUCGACGGGAAUAAGUUUCUUACAUGUGGAAAAAGCGGAGAAUACACCCCAUCGCCCCCUCGCUGUGAAAAAAUAACUUCAUGCUAUCCCCCAAUAAUUCCUCGUAACGGCAAGAUAGUUCCAGAUACGUCCGAAAAUCCUAUCGGGAAGGAAAUUAUUUAUCUAUGUGAGGCCGGUUAUGUGUUGGCUGGGGAUGCGGAGGCAAUUUGUUUAAAGAAUGGACAAUUUUAUCCUGAUGGACAAAAAUGUGAAGAAGAAAGUGUGUGUACUGAUCCAAUAAUUGAGAACGGUUCUACGUUCCGUGGUAGAACAGUUGGAGAUGUUGGAAAGAUCAUGUAUGCUUGUGAUAAAGGAUUCGAGUUGGCCGGGCCAAAAACAUCAACUUGCGUAAACGGAAAAUAUGAGCCAAGUCCACCCUUGUGCAUCCCCAUAAUAUGUAUUAUUCCAUCACCGCUACCAGAGCACGUAGAACUUAUAGCGGAAAAACCAGUUCUAUUUGUUGGAGAGAGAAUUCUAUUUUUAUGUCCGAAAGGUUACACGUUAAAGGGAAAACCAAGAGCAACAUGUGAAGAAAACGGACUUUUUUCAUCACUACCCGAUAAAUGUGAAGCUGAUAAACCUUCAUGCAAAGAACGAUGCAUCUUCGAGAAAGGAGCUGAAUGCCAAUGCGAUUAUUAUUGUUCGUUUUAUGGAAAUUGUUGCGAAGAUCAUAAACAACAUUGCGAAAGUUUUGAGUUGCGUUGACGAACUCUUCAUACGAAACAGAUAUCCUGAUCAAAAUCAAUCUACUUCACAUAUUUUAUUGAAAUGAUAAUACAUUUUUAUGAUCGAA